Molecule: messenger RNA, 1107 nt
Organism: Durusdinium trenchii
Lineage: Eukaryota; Dinophyceae; Suessiales; Symbiodiniaceae
Source: the annotation of a GenBank genome assembly
AUGCGCUUCGUCGUUUGGGCGCUUCUCCCUGCGGCAGCUGCAGACACCUGUUUCGGGGACGCCGCCAAUUGUGGCAACCUCGCACAUUGUGGGGAGUGCCAGGUGCAGUGCAGCUGCCAAGGCCGCAGCAACUGUUUAGGCUCCGAUUCUUUGCUUCGAUGUUUGGGUCAGAAUGAUCCCAUCCGGAACUUGUCGAAGGAUCAAUUUCAAUAUGGCACCUGCAACAGCGCCGACACCAGCCCCGUGGGCCUCGUGACUGCAGAUCCCUGUGGCUAUGAUCUGUGCUGCCCCUCCACGCCCUUUACUCCGUCUGGCUGCGAGAAUGCCAUCGACCAACGCUUGGGCAUGCCGGGGCAGUGCCAGGCGAUGGUCAGUAGUGGCACCUACAGCUGCGAGGCCAGUUUUUGCCCCACCUGCGGUCCGCUGGCCGGGCAAUGUGACCAGCUCUGUGGCUUCGGACUCUGUGCAGUUUGUGGGGACUGUUGGCCCUCCGCGCGCUUGGCCGUGGGCCGUCCCGACCGCUGUGACGAUGGCAACUCGCAGGACGGCGAUGGUUGCAGCAGCACCUGCGAGGUCGAAGAGGGCUGGAGCUGCACCCGAGAGAUCGUUCCCAUUAUGAACACCGCCUUGAACGUGCAGACCAUCAUUGAGGUCGACAGGUGUCGCCGCUGCACGGACUCUCCGGCCGGGUGGACCGACAGCCAGGGCUACACCUGCCAGGACUAUGAGACCUUCGGUGCUUGUGACGCUGCCUCCGUGCCGACGGAUCCCAUCAAUCUCGGGGGAAGACUAAGAUCUUCCCCGGAGUAUUUCCAAUACGAGUUCCUCUAUGAUGUGAACAUCACUCAAGAUCAACCGUUGAUGAUGAUCGUCUCCGUCCAAGCGGACAGCAACGCGCACCUCUUCCUGGGGACGCCACGCGAGGCUGGCUUCGAGAUUGUCUUGGGUGGCUGGAACAACGGACUCUCAGUCCUGCGGACGUAUCCCACGACACAGCAGCUGGGCAACUACUACGGGACGGUGCAGCCGUUUGCACACCAAGUGGAUUGUGUUGGGUCUACUCCCAGCCAUGUUGAGAGAGGGAGAUUGAACUUGGUUUCUUCUUAG